This is a messenger RNA of Rhododendron vialii, 480 nucleotides long. RefSeq lists its product as uncharacterized. The record is from RefSeq and is a predicted model, not a curated record. Lineage: Eukaryota; Viridiplantae; Streptophyta; Magnoliopsida; Ericales; Ericaceae. The transcript has 3 exons. The coding region runs from base 1 to 480 and encodes 159 amino acids. Gene Ontology annotation, biological process: regulation of transcription by RNA polymerase II.
AUGGAUUUUAUGAAGGACCAAUUUUUACAGACAGUUCAUCAGACAACUAAUGAUGAAUCUAUAACAUCAGCCAUGAGCACAAAAGAGGACAAAAAUCCAUUUGCUUGUUGGGCAAGGGAAUCCCAAGACCCCUACGAGGAUGAAGUUGCUGGUAGGGCCAUAAAACCCACCAAUGACGGGCGGUGGGCCCACGUCGUGUGUGUGGUGUACUUGCUCGAGGUGUUCUUUACGAAUCCAAAAGGCCGAGAAGGGAUCAAUUUCUCUAGGGUUCCUGACAAGAGGUGGGGGAAGAGUUGUUAUGUGUGUGAGAGUGGAAGGGGUUGCGCCAUGGAUUGUUCCGAGCCGAAGUGCCCGUUGGCAUUCCAUGUGGGGUGUGGGUUGAAGGAAGAGCUCUAUAUUGAGUAUAGAGAAGGGAGGAACAAGGGGGCUAUUGUUGCUGGGUUUUGCAAGAAACACACUGAGCUGUGGAAGAAGGAUUAG